This is a messenger RNA of Symbiodinium sp. CCMP2456, 1230 nucleotides long. NCBI's taxonomy places the organism in Eukaryota, Dinophyceae, Suessiales, Symbiodiniaceae. The record is from the annotation of a GenBank genome assembly.
AUGUGCAUGCGGCAGAUUGUGCUCAUGGCCAAGCUGGAGAUUGCCGUCUUCAUAUUGGCCGCAGGCCUUCAUUUUCUCUUGUUCAGCAACUUGGCGCUCCGACGCUCGCAGUCCAAGCCCCGAGGCAAGUCAAAGCUGGAUGAUUCAGGCGAUGGACCGACCGGGGAGGUCCAUUCACAGAAAGCCGAAAAAUCUGCAACGUCUCCAUCCGCAACAGUUCAGCGCGCAAUCAAGCCGCUGCUGCGCUCUGCUGCAAAGGAGGCUGCGCUUAAAGAUGAGGUCAGUCGUGUACUCGACUCGCUCAAGGUGCCAGAAGCAGAACGCGAGGAAGUCCUUGCUGACGUAUUGGAUGGCCUUGGUCGUCAUGCUGAAGCGGAGCUGCUUGGAGCUGUUCGUGCUCUGGUUCCGAAAGUCACGACCUGGAGGAUGGCUGAACACCUCCUCCGCUUCGUCGGCACCCGGGCACCCGGAGACGUCGAGGCGCUGCUAGCAGAGGUCGAGUCACACCACGUCGAUGCCAAAGAAACACUUCCACAUGGUGUCGCGGUUUCCUGCCACCAAGCCUUCCACCGCAUCCUUGACACUGUCGUGAAGACCGAUGUUGACCGAUGCUGGGACGUGCUAAAGCGCAUGGAGGCACUUGGCCUGUCGCCGAACAAUGUCACGUGCUCUAUUCUGCUCAAGGGUGUUCAGAAAGGAAUGCAGGAGGGAUAUCUGCAGAAAGUGAUGAAGAUCAUCGACGCACGUGAAGUCAAAGACAUGGACGAGGUCUUGCUGGGAUCCCUCUACGAAGCUUGUAUUCGUUGCGGUCAAGUCCAGUAUCUUCUGAACUAUGUGAAGCGUCUUCGUGAAGAGAGCGGCUUCGUCCAGGUCCGCAGCGCGCACACCGUGGGCUCCAUCAUUCGUGCUUACGGCGCAGCGGAGGACGUCGAUGGCGUUUGGGCCACAUGGAACGAGAUGAAGCGGAAGCAGAUCCAGCCAACAAGAAUCACAUUAGGCUGCAUGGUGGAGGCGCUGGCUUCCAACAAUGAUGCCGAAGGUGCCUACGAGAUCAUUCAGCAGGCAUUGGCAGAUCCAGAAACCGCGACCUUGGUCAAUGCGGUAACCUACAGCUCCGUCCUCAAGAGCUUCAACCACCAGAAGCGUUUUCAUCGUGUUUGGGAGGUCUACGAGGAGAUGAUAAAACAGAAGGUCGAGUUUUCCGUGACGACAUACAAUGCGCUUCUGGAU